GUUUUCGAACAGUCUUAUCCUCUCUUUCCUCGGUCUCUCUCUCCCCAAAACCCAAACAGCCGCCGUAAGGUUUCGCCGCCGAUAUAUCCUCUCCGGCGUUACGCCGGCGAAUCUCUUCCGGGUAUUCAGCUACUAAAUUUGAAUUGACUUAGUUUCUACUAAUUUGAUGAUUUAGUGAUUUAAAUCAAAACUCUGUUUUAACACUCUUCGAGCAAUGUUAUCGACAUUGCAUCCGCCGCGUUCUCUCACUCUCCUCCCUCUCCGAAGAUUCCACGGCCCUAAAACAAUCGUAUCUGCAGCUUCCACUUCCCCCGCGACGACGACCUUCGACGCUGCUUCCGUCUCUCCUCCACAAUCCCAGAUUCUGAACACUCGUCGCUCCCUCCUCUCCGGCGAAACCACAGCUUCCGAGCUCGCAAAAUCGCACCUUUCCCGAAUCCGUCUCACUGAACCUCAGCUCAAAUGCUUCCUCCACGUAUCGGAGAAUGUUCUGAAAGGCGCUCAAGAGAUCGACCAGCGAAUCGCAAGAGGCGAGGAAUUAGGUCCUCUCGCCGGAGUUUUGAUCGGCGUCAAGGAUAACAUCUGCACCGAAGGCAUGCCUUCCACCGCCGCUUCUCGCAUCUUAGAGCAUUAUCGUCCGCCGUUCGAUGCGACGGCGGUGAAGAAGAUAAAGGAAUUGGGAGGGAUUGUUGUUGGAAAGACCAAUAUGGAUGAAUUCGGAAUGGGAAGCACCACUGAAGCUUCUGCCUUUCAGGUAACCGCGAAUCCAUGGGACUUGACCCGUGUACCGGGAGGUUCAUCAGGAGGCUCAGCAGCAGCUGUUGCAGCAAGACAAUGUAUGGUGUCUCUUGGUAGUGAUACUGGUGGAAGUGUGAGACAGCCUGCUUCUUUCUGUGGUGUCGUUGGUCUUAAGCCAACUUAUGGACGUGUCUCUAGGUUUGGACUUAUGGCUUAUGCGUCUUCGUUGGAUGUGAUCGGUUGCUUCGGCUCCACGGUUGCUGAUGCUGGGAUGCUUCUUCAUGCUAUCUCUGGUUAUGAUAAGUUCGACUCCACGAGUAGCAAACAAGAUGUGCCUGAGUUCGAAUCACAGUUUCUUUCUGUGGAUUCUUUGGAAUCGAAACCGUUGAAAGGAGUGAAAGUUGGUGUGAUUCGUGAGACGAUUGAAGAAGGUGUUGAUUCUGGAGUGAGAUCUGCAACUCAGGAAGCAGCUUCUCACUUAGAAGCAUUGGGUUGCGUAGUGACAGAGGUCUCUCUUCCUUCAUUCUCUCUUGGAUUACCAGCUUACUAUGUGAUUGCCUCAUCUGAAUCAUCUUCGAAUUUAUCACGUUACGAUGGUGUCAGAUAUGGGAAUCAAGUAAUGGCUGACGAGCUCAAUAAGCUGUAUGAAUGUUCUCGAGGAGAAGGAUUUGGCAAGGAGGUGAAAAUGAGAAUCUUAAUGGGAACAUAUGCACUCUCUGCUGGUUACUACGAUGCAUACUACAAGCGAGCUCAGCAGGUGAGAACAUUAAUACGAAAAGACUUUAAAGCGGCGUUAGAUCAGAACGAUAUCCUAAUCUCUCCAGCAGCUCCAUCUGCUGCUUACAAGAUUGGUGAAAAGAAAGAUGAUCCAUUAGCAAUGUAUGCUGGAGACAUUAUGACGGUGAAUGUGAAUCUCGCGGGACUUCCUGCGAUUGUAUUACCGUGUGGAUUAGUCGAAGGAGGUCCCUCGGGACUACCCGUUGGUCUUCAAAUGAUCGGUGCAGCCUUUGAUGAGGAGAAAUUGCUGAAAGUGGGUCACAUAUUUGAGCAGACUCUCAAAGGUUUAAGCUUUGUUCCUCCAUUGUUAGCAAAUGUAGCCUAAACGUGAAAAGCAUGAAGGCUCUUUUUUUUUUUUGUGCGCUUAUAUUUUGAUGCUUUAUUUAGGUAAAGCGAAUUAUUUGUAAUUUAACUUUUAUAAAAUAAAUGUAGAUGCUCAGUAUAUUCAAUCAUUUUAUAUUUUAUGUUCUUAUAAUUGUAUUCAUGCACUUGAUUAUGUUAAACUGAAUAACACGGUUGUAUCAUUAAUCAUUUUC
Messenger RNA from Thlaspi arvense, 2051 nucleotides. Lineage: Eukaryota; Viridiplantae; Streptophyta; Magnoliopsida; Brassicales; Brassicaceae. The record is from the annotation of a GenBank genome assembly.